Messenger RNA from Arachis ipaensis, 633 nucleotides. RefSeq lists its product as uncharacterized. NCBI's taxonomy places the organism in Eukaryota, Viridiplantae, Streptophyta, Magnoliopsida, Fabales, Fabaceae. The record is from RefSeq and is a predicted model, not a curated record.
AUGACUAAUCCAAGAGAGGAAUGCGGGGCCAUAACACUAAGAAGUGGGAAGGUUGUGAAUGAGGCAUCAUCAAGUCACAACUUGCAAGAAGAAGAGGCUGCAAAUGACUCGGAAACCAAUAAGGAAGAAGAGACAUCUGAUCUAGCUCAACCAAAGCAAGUCUUGAAGCCGUAUGUACCAAAAUCACCCUACCCACAAAGGCUGAGAAAAGAUGGGAAGGACAGCCAGUUUUCUAGGUUCUUGGAUAUUUUUAAGAGACUCCAAAUUAACAUACCUUUUGCUGAGGCAUUAGAGCAAAUGCCCCUCUAUGCAAAGUUCCUAAAGGAAUGUAGUGCCAUCAUUCAAAAGAAGCUUCCCCAAAAGAUGAAGGACCCUGGGAGCUUCCAAAUCCCCUGCAUCAUAGGGGAUAUUCGGAUUGAAAAAGCAUUGUGUGAUCUGGGAGCUAGCAUCAACCUUAUGUCCUUAGCCAUGAUAAAAAGAAUGAGAAUUGAAGAGGCCAAACCAACAAGAAUGGCACUUCAAUUAGCUGAUAGAACAUUCAAGUUUCCUCAUAGGGUGGUGGAGGACUUGUUGGUUAAGGGGGGAGAGUUCAUCUUCCCAGCUGAUUUUGUGGUAAUUAAUAUGGAGGAAUAG